UCAGUAGUCUCGGUUGUUGUUUUUGUUUGCACUUUGCAACAAAAACAUGGUAAUAAUUUCACGUUGUUUUUGCCAUUUUCCACUAAUUUUAAUACCAUAAAAUGAAGGUCAGUGAGAUUUAGGGAACCAGACCAGCCUCCGCGAGAACUUGACCUCGGGAGAUAUUGUGUGAAUUGCGCAAAAAUCCAAAACAAAACCAAUGUGUCAGUGAUAAAAGUGUCGAACGCGUUCCUGGAAUCCCCGGCUGAUAGGGCUUUUUUCGUGGAAAGUGUGGAUGUUUCUGUCGCUAUCCAGCGUUGAGAUAGUCUCUCGAGGAGGGAGUUUUGCGCGGAAGUGGCAGUGAAAGUGGUCGAGAGAACCGAAGAUAAGUGGGAGCUGAGUUCGGGUGUGAUUGGAAGUGGUGGCGAACCAGACAAUCGAGCCACGGAGUCACAUUCCUCUCCAGUCACUUGAAUCUCGGCUGUCUGUCCGAACGUGCUUCUCCAGUGCGGCAGAAACGCAAUUAAAAACACCUGAGAUCACAGCAGGAAUCUUACAAAGUGGUAUUCAGGGAGUGUCUACGUGGACUGUGAGUCUGUGAAGUGAAUUUAUGGUGAUUCUGAGACAUAGUUGUGCGAAUCUAGUGCAAAAAUCCCAAUUUUGAUUGUGAAGAGAAAGCCAGGGAUUAGUUCCAGAAGGAAGGAAUCUUCUUUGCAUGUUCUUGUGACGCAAUCUCUGCACAAAUGACAUCAACAUUCAUUGGAGGAGUCGAAGGGGGUGCUACACACUCCAAGCUCGUGAUCUGUGAUGAGCAGGGAAGCAUUGUGGCUUCGGUGUCGGGUCCAGGCACAAAUCACUGGAUGGUUGGCAUUCCAGAGUGUGCACGAAGGAUCAUGGAGAUGGCUACUCAGGCCAAAUCAGUUACAAAUAUUCCUCAGACGCUGAAACUGAAGUGCUUGGGUCUGAGUCUCAGUGGAUGUGAGCAAGAGGCAACAAACAAAGUGUUGGAGAAUGAACUGAGGACUACUUGUCCAACUCUCUCUGAGAACUAUGUUGUUUGCAGCGAUACUGCGGGCAGUAUUGCUACUGUUUCUCCACUCGGAGGCCUAGUGCUAAUCUCUGGCACUGGAUCCAAUGCCCUCCUGCGGAAUCCCGAUGGGACAAUGUACAAUUGUGGCGGUUGGGGCAAUAUGAUGGGAGAUGAAGGAAGUGCCUGGUGGAUCUCCCACAGAGCCAUGAAGAUUGUCUUUGACGAUGAGGAUAAUUUCAUAAAGUCUCCACAUGCCACAAAUGUAGUGUGGCAAUUGAUAAAGGAGCACUUUAGCGUGGAGACUAGGCUUGAUCUUCUGGAUCAUUGCUAUGCCAAGUUUGAUAAGCCAUUCUUUGCGGGUUUGUGCUCAAAAUUGGCCGUGGCAGCUACUGAGGGAGAUCGCCUGUGUCAGCAACUCUUCACAGAUGCUGGACGUCUCCUGGCCAAGGCUAUCAUUGCUUUGCUACCACGAGUCAAUGAGGAACUUGUACGAAGCGGAGAAUUGAGUAUUGUAUGCGUAGGAUCAGUUUGGCUCAGUUGGGAUCUUCUCAAGAUGGGCUUCAUCAAGGAAAUGAACACAACUUCUAUCACCUACGGACUCACUCUCAAACGACUGACGCAGACUAUGGCUCUGGGAGCCACCUACUUAGCCGCAGACGCCAUCAAUUUCAAUCUCCCACGAGACUAUUCCCGGAACUAUGAGAUUUUCUACAAACAUCACAACUCGUCAGUCGUCAAUGGGAAUAGGAUUGAGUGACUGAGGGGGAAGUUGUAGACUUCCCCAAAGGGCUUUUUUGUGUGAAAAGUGUUGUUUUGUACGGGUGAUUAUGGGGCGAUCACACGCAAGAAUUUUUCAUCAAUAUUUUUGGUCAAAUCUAAAUGAUACACAGAAAAAAAAACUAAAAGUUUUCAGAGAAAAAGGUGAGUGUCUUAAAAUUUUUUGAUUCAACGAUAUUGUGAUUACGUUUUUUAUAAUUUUACAUUACAGGAAAUAUUUUAGAUCUUACAAUCUACUUAAUUUUAUCAAACAUUUAGAAGAAAAAGUGAGCUCUUUUUUUAAUUUCCCGACGAUUUUUUUUUCUACUUUAUUGAAAUAAAAUAAGUUAUGGAAUUA
Molecule: messenger RNA, 2123 nt
Organism: Phlebotomus papatasi
Lineage: Eukaryota; Metazoa; Arthropoda; Insecta; Diptera; Psychodidae
Product: N-acetyl-D-glucosamine kinase
Exons: 3
Coding region: 723-1766 (347 amino acids)
Molecular function (GO): N-acetylglucosamine kinase activity
Source: RefSeq, a predicted model, not a curated record